Messenger RNA from Thecamonas trahens ATCC 50062, 1663 nucleotides. RefSeq names its product trypsin domain lipoprotein. Bases 1 to 1629 code for a protein of 542 amino acids. The transcript has 3 exons. Lineage: Eukaryota; Apusomonadida; Apusomonadidae. Gene Ontology annotation, molecular function: serine-type endopeptidase activity. The record is from RefSeq and is a predicted model, not a curated record. Gene Ontology annotation, biological process: proteolysis.
AUGAACGAAGCGCCACCCGCGACACGUGAGCGAGCCAACCGCUUCCUGGUGGGCGGCACGCCUGCGCCGCCUGGAGCGUAUCCAGGGCAAGUUGCGCUGACGCCUGGCGAUGACUUUGUCAACUGCGGAGGAACGCUCAUUCACUCGCUCUGGGUCCUCACCGCCGCGCACUGUCUCUACGACGAUCGUGAUCAUCCGGAGGAUAUGUGGAUCUUUGCUGGCAAGACCAAUCGGUCGGAGGUGACGAGCGCCGACAUGGUCCAGGGCGACGCCAUCUUUCUUCACGCUGGCUACGACGACGACGAUCUAACGUACUAUGACAUUGGUCUGCUCCGCCUCGCGAAGCCGGUGCCAAGUCGGGAAGGCAUUGCAGUGGCCCGGCUUGCAGACACGGAUCCUCCAGACUACGCUGUGGUCACCAUCACCGGAUGGGGCGCAGACACGAUCAAUGCCACCGGCGAGCCCGACAGGUUGCAAGAGGUCCAGACACUGGUCCAGCCAAACGCGCUCUGCCAGGCCAACUACGAAGAAGAGCACGUCGACAUCCUCCCAUCGCACCUCUGCGCCGGACAAGAGUGCAUCUCUGGUCACGAUUCGUGCCUUGGCGACUCGGGCGGCCCGCUCUGGGCCCGAUCCGAGGACGGUGGCAUUGUGCAGGUGGCGCUGACCUCGUUUGGCGGCAACCCCGACGACGACGACUCUCCCUGCGGCCAUCCGCGGUUCUGGGCAGUCAACACCCGGGUAACAGCCUACCUUGGCUGGAUGGCAUCGAUCAUGAACGGCACGCUCUACACGACGGCCACGCCGUCGGCGGCCGCCACCACCACCGCCGGUGCACUCGCAGGCAUCUAUGCGCAGCCUCAUGUCGUUAUCGACGGAACGGCGGCGGUGCUCGCCGACGCGCACGCGGCGUUCCUUGGCACCGUCACCGUUGCAUCUGGAGCAUCCCUAACUAUUGCCGACGGCACACCUGGAUCAGCUGUCCUCGCAGUCUCGGGCGCCGCUGGCAUGAAUCUACAGCAGCGAGCCGAACUGAUUCUCCGCGGCGGCAAUGCGGUCGAGACGGCUGCAUUUCUGCUAGCGUCGACGUCGCAGUUGCAAGUCCGCCUCGACGCAUCGCAGGCAGCACCGUCGACCAGCGUCGCUCUGGCUGUCUCAGGCGAGCUGGUGAUCAACGGGCAUCUGCGGCUGAGUGUUAGCUACACGCCUGCCCCUGGAACCAUCUUUCACAUCGCGUCCUGCGCCGUCUGCCGCGGCAAGUUCCGAACGGUGGCUCUCGAUGCAAGCGACGUGGCCGGCCUGACACCGGUCGUCACGGUCUUGGCUGGCGAGGUCAGCGUCACACUGGUGCCUGCGGCAGCGCCGAGCUCGCCAAGACGGCCGCGACCGGGAAAGAGCACGACCGUGAUCGCGGUCGUCUUUGCGGUCGUCAUUGUGGUCGCGGCAGUGGCAGCUACCGGCGUUGUCCUGCGCCGGCGAUCGCGCAGCGGCAGAUACGCGCCUUUCGACGACGGCAUUGCGCUCGACGCGCGCGCCGCAGCAAUGGCGCAAGCUGCAAGCCGGCCGUCGCCGUUUGUAUUCCAGCAGGAUCCGUGCGAGAGCGAUGUGCUCAUGGGAUUGUCACGUUGAUGGUGGCGAGAGAAGUAAAGGGACACAGGGAGCG